UUUUUGAAGAAACGGUCCGAGUUUUUAAGUCCAAACUGAUUGAACAUUAAUCCAAAAUGGCGCCCAUGUUUGGUCAUCCGAACUUCAUCUGGUCGGAGGAGAAUUUGAGAACAGAUUCUGAAGAGUUUAUUGAAGCUGAACACGAAGUUGAUAGUGCAGAGUUUCAAGACAUGGCGUUCGGGUAUAUGAUAAUACUGGUGGGGAUGCUGCUAUUGUGGCUGCUCGUGUACUUCUGUAUGAGGAUGAUUUCGUUAAGGCAGAAAACGCGCACGCCACCGCAGAGGAGGAUGUACGUGGGCUCCCGAGUCCGACAGUCGCUGUCUCAAACCGAGCCCACUAUCUACGUCAGCCCCAACAAUUUGCCGCCCCCACCCAAAUAUGAAUGCCUAGCGCCACCCAGCUACGAGGAAGUAGUGGGCAUCCACUACCCUCAGUACCAGAACCAGCCCAUCACCCAGCCCAUAACUGCUGCCAUGGCGCAAAACACCCCGCUGUCGCAGAACGCCACCGACGCGCCGCCCGCGCCGACGAUCAUCACCGUCACGUCAGAGCGGACGUCAGUGCAGGUCGCUGCGUCGUCGUGAUUUCGUUAACCCGUUAUUUUAGUAAUAACGUUAUUUACCUAUAACGAUUUUAGUAAUCGCGUUGUUGAUGGUAUAAAAGAGUUAACGUUGUUAUUAUUUUAUAAACUAACGUUGCGUUCGGAAUACUUUAAUUUCAUUUCU
Molecule: messenger RNA, 725 nt
Organism: Cydia amplana
Lineage: Eukaryota; Metazoa; Arthropoda; Insecta; Lepidoptera; Tortricidae
Exons: 3
Coding region: 57-584 (175 amino acids)
Source: RefSeq, a predicted model, not a curated record